Marchantia polymorpha subsp. ruderalis is the source of this 2531-nucleotide messenger RNA. The record is from the annotation of a GenBank genome assembly. NCBI's taxonomy places the organism in Eukaryota, Viridiplantae, Streptophyta, Marchantiopsida, Marchantiales, Marchantiaceae.
AGGAAGGAACGGAGGGAGGGGCAGCACGAGGAGAGCCUUGAUCUGCACGCUAAUCGUAGAAAAUAGUGAAAAGGGUGUCAUAAUCCAGUUAUAUGGCGGAAAGCAUGGGGCGGAUCGUACGAAAUUGCCUUGCGUUUCCUCCUUACCAGAAGCCUUGCGCCUGCAGGCAGAAUCGGAUCGAGCAUACUGGUGUGACAGAGACUGAGAGAAUUUGGGUCGGGAAAAUUGGACAACAGAUAGAGAGAGUGAGAGUGAGAGUGAGGUGUAGGGGGUCGUCGAGUUUUGUGCAUUGGGGGCCGAUUUGUCACCGAGGCCGAAGAGGCAGAGAUGUUUUGUGUCAAAGUCCAUGCUCCGGAGCAAUUCACAGAGGAGGAUUUGAUCCUUCGGAUGGCCACGACGACUGUCGCAGAGGCGAGCACGGAUGGGGGAGCCAAGGGAGCUCCGGUCAGGGAGAAGGGUGCAGGCCCUGCUGGAGGAGGAGAACCGGGACAUACGAGAACCGUCUGCUUUUCUUCGGGGAACCCUAGGGUGGAAUCCACUCGAGGAGUUAUGCACGUGUAUCGUAACACCACUGCAGACCCUGGAAGCGCAUAUCAAUUGCCGGUCGGUCGUAGUGAACAUUUGUGCGUUUUGGCAGUUCCGACUCAUAUGACUGGAGCGGAUUUUUGUCAGUUCACGGGCUCGUUUAUACAAAAUAUCGAAGACAUGCGGAUAAUCAGAAAUGAUGGCGUUACGGAUAGGUACAGUGUCUUGAUGAAGUUUGAUAAACAAAGCUCAGCUGAUGAGUUUUACCGUCACUAUAAUGGAAAACCUUUCUCUUCAUUGGAGGCGGAGGUUUGCCACGUCUUAUUCACUGCGGAUGUCCAGUACACCGACACAGCGGAGGAAGCAACUUUGCCUCCUUCUGGCCUGACAGAACUCCCCACGUGCCCUGUCUGUCUUGAAAGACUUGAUCAAAACAUCAGUGGAAUUUUGACGACUGUUUGCAACCAUUCUUUUCACAGUUCCUGUAUAUCAAAGUGGACCGAUUCGUCUUGUCAUGUUUGCCGAUACUGUCAACAACAGUCUGACAAAUCCACGUGCUCAAUUUGUGACACUUCGGAGAAUCUGUGGAUAUGCGUCAUAUGCGGUUUUGUUGGCUGUGGACGUUAUCAAGAAGGCCAUGCCAUCAAUCACUGGAAGGAGACUCAACAUUGCUACUCACUUGAGCUUGAGACUCAAUGUGUCUGGGAUUAUGUUGGGGACAACUAUGUCCAUCGGAUCCAAUCGAAGACCGAUGGGAAGCUUGUUGAGCUUCCAGCACCGUGCCGGGAUGGCUGUGAAGAUUGCAGCAGUUGUGAAGCUUACAGCAGGAGUGCUGAGGUUGAUGAGGCCCUUUACGAUAGCGAAUUAAAAGCCAUAGCAACCGAGGACGAUCAUCUUUUGACUGCACAACUGGAGAGUCAAAGACAGUAUUAUGAAGGAUUGUUAGAAGACGCAGAAAUAAGAAGAGAUGCUUCUAUUUCGUUGGCCGUGGAGAAGGCCAUCAGCCUAAAACUUCAACGAAUGCAGCAAGAUAUGAAGAAGGUUCAGGAAGAACACGAGCUUUUGCAGCAGAUGAAUCAGAUUCAUGUCGAUAAUCAAAAAAGGUGGCAGCAGAAGUCCAAGGAAGAGGAAGAAUGGGAAAGAGCUGCGAUCAAAGAACGCGAUAAGAAAAUUUCUGAUCUGGAACAUCAGGUUCGGGAUUUAAGGGUCCACAUUGAGACUCAAAAAAUGCAGGAGUCGAGUGCUAACGCUGCAGAGAUACGAGAAGGCACCAUCUUGCCUCUACCAGCUAACGUCAGCAAGCCUGGUAGAUCAUCAAAACUUGGUCGGAAAAAGAAAUGAAACGGAAAACUUCAGAGUUACGAUCGUCUUGUUACCUUUCACGUAGUAUCUGUCGUACACGGUAUAUAUAUUUUGGCGAUAAAUAGAUAGGUUCUUAUGACCGCUUUACCCCAAUGCUGGCCCUGCAGUGUCUCUCCAAUUGUCACAUCGCUCCUGCAUAACCAACAAGCUGUGGUCGAUCCUGUAAAUGAAAGCAAAAUCGCAGCGUCGAUACAAGUACGCUGACUAAGAAGAGAUUGCAAACACACACAUAGUCUUAGUAAUACGAACGACUAAUCGUUUUUGUCAGGAUUAAGGGAGGACUCCACGUCUACCCUUAAACCCCCACAGAACUCGAUGUCCGGAAGUUCAUCGUGCGCUGAAGGAAACGAAAGUCUGCUUCAAACAGUUAACGAGGUAUACGCACCGCAAACAUUUUCUCGAACAGGAUACGUUUCAUACAAAGAUCAGCUAUCUUGACAAGGAUGCCUUUAUAUUUCUGUACAGAUAGGUGAUCGGCGAACAUAACAAACAGCAUCCUCGCUACGAGCCUUUUCAACUCCCUGUAUUUGCAAGACCCUUGAAUUACAUUCCCUGCGCUCCGUAUCCUAGAAACUUGUGCGCGCGGAAUGCUAACUAGAUCGUCCCAUAAAACCUUUACAUUUUCUGACGGUCCUCAACGCGCA